AUGGACUAUUACUAUUUUGGAGACGUCGUUUGUUUUGAUCCUACUUAUAGUACAAAUAGAUAUGAUAUGCCAUUUGUUCGGAUAGUAGGAAUCAAUCAUCAUAAUCAAACUGUUUUAUUUGGUGGCUCUCUCCUUUAUUCCGAAAGUGAAUACUCGUUUGAGUGGUUAAUGAAAACAUGGAUGAGGGCAAUGUACGGCAAAACACCAAAGGUUAUACCUACGGAUCAAGAAUCAGCUAUUGGGGGAGUGAUUGCACGUGUUCUUCCAGGUACGCGUCAUAGAUAUUGUUUAUGGCAUAUUAGCAGAAAUGCUAUGAAAAAUUUAUCUGAUGUAACCAAAGAAUUUGUUUCGGAGUUCAAAAAUUGCUUAUAUGGGAAUGAGACAGUUGAACAAUUUGUGCAUGGUGGGAAGACAAUGCUUGCGAAUCACAAACUGCAGAACAAUAAGUGGUUGCUAAAUUUGUAUGAAAAACGUGAAUAUUGGGCCUCAGUGUAUACGCGUGAUAUAUUCUGUGGAGAUAUGUAUACAACACAACGCAGUGAGAGUAUAAAUUCUUUUUUUUAUGGAUUUUUGAAAAGAAAUUUGCCUUUGUGUGAAUUUGUUCGACAUUUUGAAAGAGCUGUGGUUGCAAGACGAGAGGCAGAAAAUAAUAUGGACUAUGAAACAAAUUAUUCAAGACCGGUUUUGAGAUUUCGAAUGGUUAUUGAAGAAAAUGCAGCUUUAGUACACGUCUUGAAGGUUUUUAUAGUUGAGAAUAUUCAGAAUCUUCCAUCUCAACAUGUCCUAAAACGGUGGACAAGAGAUGCUAAAUCUGGAACUGUAGUGUUCGACCAGGGUGAAGAAAUUUCAUCUGAUCGUCGGGAUACAGUUAUAAUUAGAUACAGUAAACUUUGUCAAGAUGCAAUUAAUAUUGCAGUUAAAGGUUCUACAUAUGUAUCAGUAUAUACGUCGCAGUUCAAAAUGCAUGUGGAAAAUGUGGGAAACCUUACAAACGCUAGGGAGUUAGUGGGUGAUCCACCUAUUGUGAAACGUAAAGGCAAAAAUGGAGCAAUGAAAUCAUGGAUUGACAAGCUUAACAACAAGCGGAAAAGUACUGAAACAAAAGCAAGAAAGAAAUUACGGGAGUCAACAAGGGGAAAGCAAAGAUUCUUUCAGAGAAAUAAGCAGCCAACCCGAAUCUCUCCAUGUGAUAUAGUUGAAGUAGCAUAUGAAGAGGUUGUUGGUUUGAAGAUGAUGAGGAGCUCGUUCGUUAGGAAGAGGAGAGUUAGCGCUGAGAGUGAGAAAAAAGUAAAUGGUGGAGUUGCUGACAAGGAAAAAUGCGCCAAGGAAAAGUAG
This is a messenger RNA of Papaver somniferum (opium poppy), 1335 nucleotides long. RefSeq names its product protein FAR1-RELATED SEQUENCE 5-like. The transcript is spliced from 5 exons. The coding region runs from base 1 to 1335 and encodes 444 amino acids. Gene Ontology annotation, biological process: regulation of DNA-templated transcription. Lineage: Eukaryota; Viridiplantae; Streptophyta; Magnoliopsida; Ranunculales; Papaveraceae. The record is from RefSeq and is a predicted model, not a curated record.